Kuraishia capsulata CBS 1993 is the source of this 2319-nucleotide messenger RNA. RefSeq lists its product as uncharacterized. The transcript has a single exon. The record is from RefSeq and is a predicted model, not a curated record. Bases 1 to 2319 code for a protein of 772 amino acids. Gene Ontology annotation, molecular function: oligopeptide transmembrane transporter activity. NCBI's taxonomy places the organism in Eukaryota, Fungi, Ascomycota, Pichiomycetes, Pichiales, Pichiaceae. Gene Ontology annotation, biological process: transmembrane transport.
AUGGAAAAAGUCAAGGAUUUCUUCACGACUAAGGAGAGGGAUAUCGAAGAGGCGGACAUCGUCCCAAUCAACGAGGAUAUCUCUCCUGUCAAGUCUGCUGCUUCUGAGUACGAUCCUCUUGCUGAACGUCUGUCCAAAGAGGUUGACGAUGAUGCCUAUGCUCAGAUCCUUAUUGAGGACGACUCUCCAUACCCUGAGGUCAGAGCUGCCGUUCUAUCCAGUGAUGACCCGACUAUUCCCCAGAACACCUGGAGAAUGUGGGUUUUGGGUAUGAUCAUGACCACCAUUGGAUCUGGUAUGAACCUGCUGUUCUCCAUGCACUCCCCAUCUUUCUACAUCACUUCGCUCGUGACUUCUAUUUUGGCCUGGCCCAUUGGUAGAGCUUGGGAGAGGGUUGUUCCAAAUGUGAACUUUUUGGGAAUCCCUUUGAACCCUGGUCCUUUCAACCUGAAGGAGCACGCUCUGAUCACCAUCAUGGCUAACGUGUCUUUCGGUAGUGGAUCUGCUUAUGCCACUGAUAUCUUGCUGAGUAUGAACGCCCAUUACGGUGUAGACUUUGGCUGGGGAUUUGACCUGGUGGCCAUCUGGUCCACCCAAUGUAUCGGGUUUGCUUUUGCUGGUCUCAUGAGAAAGAUUCUUGUUGAACCGGCCAACAUGAUCUGGCCCUCCGACUUGGUGUUGUCCACCUUUUUGACCAACAUUCACGUCAACGACAACCACGUUGCCAAUGGAUGGAAGAUCUCGAGACUUAAAUUCUUCUUGUAUGUCUUCAUCGCUGCUUUCCUCUGGUACUGGUUCCCUGGUUACAUCUUCCAGGCAUUGUCGUACUUUGCAUGGCCAACGUGGAUUGCUCCCAACAACGUGAUUGUCAACCAGGUGUUUGGCGCUUCUACCGGUUUGGGUAUCAUUCCUAUCACUUUUGACUGGAACCAGAUUAACGGUUAUAUUGGUUCUCCAUUGGUUCCACCUCUUUCAACAAUUGUGACCAUCUUCUUUUCUAUGGUGUUCAUCUUCUGGUUUAUCGUUCCAAUUUUGCAUUACAGAAACGUCUGGUACGGAAAGUACUUGCCAAUCUCUGACUCAUCAUCGUGGGACCGUUACCAAUCCACUUACAAUGUCUCAAAGAUUGUCAACUCAGAUCUCUCCUUCAACAAGGAGGCAUACGAGGCAUACUCCCCACUCUUUUUGUCCACCACGUUCGCCAUCUCGUAUGGUCUGUCGUUUGCUUCUUUUACCGCUACCGUUGUUCACACCGCCCUCUUCCACGGUGGGGAUAUUUGGCAAACUAUGAAGCAACUUAGAAAUGUCAAACCAGAUGUGCACUCCCGCCUGAUGAAGCAAUACAGAGGUGUUCCAGAAUGGUGGUAUGGAAUCGUCUUCCUGGUUUUCUUUGGUCUGUCUAUCGCCUGUAUUAGAGCAUGGAACACCGAAAUGCCAGUGUGGGCGCUUGUCGUUGCUCUUUUGAUCGCUGUCUUCAUGCUGAUCCCCGUCGGAAUAGUUUUUGCCAUCACUAACAUUGCUGUUGGUCUCAAUGUCAUCACCGAGUUCAUCAUCGGUUACAUGGUCCCAGGUAAGCCAAUUUGCAUGAUGUUCUUCAAGACCUUCGGUUACAUCACCAACAGUCAGGCUGUUACCUUUGCUCAGGACAUGAAGCUGGGUCACUAUAUGAAGAUCUCCCCAAGACUUCUAUUCUCUGCCCAAUUUAUUGCCACAAUCUGGGGUGCUUUGGUCCAAAUUGCCGUCAUGCAAUGGGCUAGGGGUUCCAUCAAGGAAGUCUGCCAGUCUACCCAGCCUUCUCAUUUCACCUGUCCGGGAGCCCGUGUUUUCUUCAAUGCUUCCAUCAUUUGGGGUGUGAUUGGUCCACAACGUCAAUACUCGCACGGUCAGACUUAUUACGGCCUGUUGUUCUUCUUCAUCAUCGGAGCCGUCACCCCUCUCUUCAACUGGCUUGUUUUGAAGAAGUGGCCAAACUCGUACAUUAAGUACCUCAACUGGCCAGUGUUCUUCUCCGGUACCGGUUACAUCCCACCUGCCACUCCAUACAACUAUGGUGCUUACUGCACCGUUGGUAUGGUGUUCGGCUGGUUCGUCAAGUCAAAGUGGUUCCACUGGUGGUCUAAGUACAACUACACCCUCUCUGCGGCUUUGGACAUCGGUCUUGCAUGGUCCUCGUUGAUCAUCUUCUUGACCAUUUCUUUGACCAACACUCCAAACAUCAACUGGUGGGGUAACAACGUCCUUAACACCAGUGACUAUGACGGCACAGCCAUCCAGGUUAUUCUCAAAACCGGCGAAGCCUUUGGCCCAGACAAGUGGUAA